AUAUUUUUUAUUUUACUGUAAGAAUCAGUCACGCAAAGCAAGAUUUGGAUGGUAAAAUAAGUUCUGGCAGAUUUACUUCAAGUAGGAUUCCGCAUAGCACACUGGGUUGGUUUAGUAUCCAUCUCCUGCAAUGUCAGAUACAGAGGAGAAUGAUAUACUGACAGACAUGGUUAACCAUUCCAUGCCUGCUGACCCCACUAAUUCACUAGAAACAAUGGGGAAUCUUGGUCUAACUCAGGAACUCAUGCAAGAGAUAAUCAAAGCUAAAAAAGCAACUCCUGGAAAUUUUGCAAGUUAUUGGGAACUUGAUGAACAAGAUGUGAAUGAAGCAACGAUGGAGGAAAUAAAUGCGUCCGAUAGUUUGAAAAUGUUAUGGGCUGCGGAGAAUAACAAAUGUGCUAUAAUUGAGGACCUAUAUGAAAAAGAUGACAGUUUAGUGAAUACAUCAGAUGAGGACAUGUAUACACCAUUACAUAGGGCAUCCUAUGAGGGGAACAUUGAAGCCGCAAAAUUGCUCAUUACAAAAGGUGCCAAAAUAGAUGCUAGGACAAUCGAUGGCUGGCAGCCUCUACAUAGCGCUUGUAGAUGGAACCAAACUUCUGUAGCUGCAUUACUUUUAAAUAAUGAAGCAGAUAUCAAUGCUCAAACUAAUGGUGGACAGACUCCAUUACAUUUGGCUGCAUCAGAAAAGGAUAGCAGGGACACUUUGGAACUAUUGCUUAUGAACAAGAGCAUUAAUACUCAUCUUAAAAAUAAUGCUGGUGAAACUGCUAGAGAAAUAUGUGUGAUGGAGCUAAAGGAAUAUAUUAUUGUAAGAGAGUCUGCAGCCGAAUAUGUUUGCGUGUAUAUUGCAAUAUUCAAUAUUGCAAAAUCAAACAAACUCGACCAAGUCUCUUAUAAUCUGGACUAUAAAUAG
Owenia fusiformis is the source of this 916-nucleotide messenger RNA. Lineage: Eukaryota; Metazoa; Annelida; Polychaeta; Sabellida; Oweniidae. The record is from the annotation of a GenBank genome assembly.